AGGCAGGAGGCGCGCAAAACGUGCGCCCAUUUUAGUUGCGAGUAACACGGUGUGGCGGCGAGCGCGAGCAGUGCUGCUAUUCCUGCGCCUAUGGCUAGUGCGCUUAGCUGCAGGCUGUUGCUGCUCGCCUUAGCACUGCCUCUUACGCAUGCUGGGUACGGCGUUCCUGCGCUACAUAUCUACAAUGGCCAUAUACCCAUUGAACAGCCGGCAGCUAAUGUUCCUAUACAACAAUUCGUUGUUGGACAACCGUACACUUUUGAGAUUUACAUGGAAGAUGUGGAACAUCAAGACUACAUUGUUGAUACCUGUUCUCUCAAUGGGAGAACAUUCAUUGACGGUAACGGAUGCGUGCUCUGUGGUGAUGGCAUUUUGUCGAGUGUAGAAACAGAGCAAUACGCAAGGCCUGGAGCUGUCAAACGAACACUUGUGCAUUUCAUUGCAAAAGAAGAAGCGGUGAACAUUGCCUGUAAUAUUCGUGUACUAAACUGUUACGGGUGCGCUGAGAGAUCCUGCGAAAGGCAUCCGGCCUUGAUGUAUCCAGCGGUUACGCAUUCAUUAGUCUAUCCUAUGGUUGCUCCAAGAGGAUCGUCAUUCCCUCUAUGGCUACUGAUUCUUCUGAUUCUUCUACUUCUUCUAGCUCUUCUUGCCUGUUGUCUAAUUCCAUUCCUUUUAUUGCGUCGACGUCGAAAAGCAGUCACGACUGUUGAAGAGAAAAGUAGAGGAGUUGGUGUUGGCACCGAAACUGCGAUUUUGAAAGAUACCGCUGUCGGUUGCAAGAACGUCCACCGUUCAUCGCUUGAUGCUGAAGCUUUUCAUCAUAUUACUCCGGCGGUCGCAGUUGGGGAUCGUGAUCGUGAACCUAUAACCACAACAACAGAGAUGUUUGCUGCGGAGGAGAGGCGAGUGCGCGUGACACCGAUGGAAGAAGACAGAGGUGGUUACUAUGGUAGAGAAAGAGAACGAGAAAGAGAACGAGAAAGAGAAAGAGAAAGAGAGGCUGAAGCUGGUUUCUAUGGAACAAGAGAAAGAGCAAGAUCAACGGAGGCAGAAGGCUUCUAUGGUACCAGAGAAAGAGCUAGAUCAUCUGAUGCAGAAUCUGGAUUCUACGGAUCAAGAGAAAGAGCACGUGUCACUGAGGAAGAAGAAUCAAGAGCUGCACAACUUCGCGAAAGUUCCGCCGCUGCCGACAGAUCCAGCUAUAGAAAUUACGCUUAUCAACGAGAUGUAGGAGGUGUCGCACCCGUUGAAGGCUUCGACGAAGUAGAGACGAGGGAGAGAAGGUACUGCAUGAGCGACGAUGACGAUUAUGAAUUGGUCGAAAAAGAUGUGAAGAGAACGCACACAUCUAGGAGACUCGUCAGAUCAACGAGGAUGAUGGCGGCUCGAUUGGAGAACGAUAUCGAGAGGAAGACGUUCAUCACGCCGUUUAUUCGCAAAGCUUACCGGUCUAGGAAGGAGUGAGGACAAAGUACUGAACUUGUGAGAACAAAUUUGGAACCAAUGCUUCUCCACUUAUUGUCAGUACAUUAAACAGCUGUCUUCGCCUCUAUCCGAACAUAGUGCUUUCUAUUUUCUUAUUUGUAUAUAUGUAUGCAUACUAGUGUAUGCUUGAAUUAUCGUGCCACAUGUGUCUUUCUCGAUGAGUAAGAUCUAGUCACACAGAGUUCUGCCGAAGUUUAUUACCAGAAUGACCGCUUUCUCUUGUUUGCAUAUUUUAUCAAAUAAAUGUCGAUGAUUUGGUAUAAUUAUA
Cylicocyclus nassatus is the source of this 1753-nucleotide messenger RNA. The record is from the annotation of a GenBank genome assembly. Lineage: Eukaryota; Metazoa; Nematoda; Chromadorea; Rhabditida; Strongylidae.